Molecule: messenger RNA, 323 nt
Organism: Drosophila willistoni
Lineage: Eukaryota; Metazoa; Arthropoda; Insecta; Diptera; Drosophilidae
Exons: 2
Coding region: 16-321 (101 amino acids)
Source: RefSeq, a predicted model, not a curated record
UACAGACGGUUAGACAUGGCAGCUUCGCUGAUACCCACCACAUACAAUGAACAGGAUAAUGUCUGGAGUGGAGCUAAACGUGGCUCCAUAUACAACUAUGAUACCUCGGUGGGAAGGAUCAUAUUCAAUACCAUGAAAAAUUGGCCCAACAAUGUGUGCCAGAUCAACGACAUUGAUGGCGUAUCGGUAACUAAUGAGCAAGGAAUUACCUGGGCCAUUCGCAUUGCCCAAUACUUGAAAAAGCGAGGAUUAAAUCACAAGAAUGUAAUCGGUAUUGCUGGCAAGAAUACCACUUAUGUAAUGCCCUUGGGUGUGGCUUGAUC